AUGGAUAUGGAUGGGGUUCUGCAAGCCGCGGAUGCCAAGGACUGGGUUUACAAGGGGGAAGGCGCCGCGAAUCUCAUCCUCAGCUACACCGGCUCGUCCCCUUCCAUGCUUGGCAAGGUACUGCGGGUCAAGAAGGUUCUAAAAGACAAGUCGCAGCCGGCACCAAGUUGUUUGGUCUUCUCAAGUCAUGAGAAACUCCUGUGGGGCCAUAUCUCAGAAUUGGUUGAGUCUGUCAAGCAAGAUUGCUUGGCUCAAGCAUAUGCAGUGCAUGUUAUGAGCCAACAUCUGGGUGCCAAUCAUGUUGAUGGUGGGGUUCGUGUACGUGUUUCUAGGGAUUUUCUGGAGCUUGUUGAAAAGAAUGUUCUUAGCAGUCGUCCUGCUUGGAGAGUAAAUGCAAGUUCAAUUGAUAACACUGCGGAUGCUGCUCUUCUAAUACCAGACCACUCGUUAUUUUCUGGUAAUCCUAAGGGUAGCAGCUGCAUAGCUGUAGAGAUAAAGGCCAAAUGUGGGUUUCUGCCAUCAUCAGAAUAUAUAUCAGAAGAUAAUUCUAUCAAGAAACAAGUAACGAGAUAUAAGAUGCAUCAGCACCUCAAAUUUCAUCAGGGUGAGAUAUCGAAGACUAGUGAAUACAAUCCUCUUGAUCUAUUUUCUGAGUCAAAAGAAAGAAUACGCAUGGCCAUCAAGUCAUUUUUCUCAACUCCUCAGAACAACUUCAGGAUUUUUGUCAAUGGAUCCUUAGCUUUUGGUGGCAUGGGAGGUGGUACAGAUAGUGUUCAUCCUGCUGACACUGAUAAGUGUAUUGAAGAUCUCAGCAAGGUUAGUGGCCUAGAACUCCCUGACUUCACUGAGCUCCUGUCAGAGACAAUUUUUAAAUCUGGGGUAUUAGGCAAACUGUUGACCACUCAAAAGCUGGACUAUCAUGACAUUGAAGGGGCAAUUCAUCUGUACUACAACAUAAUUUCUCAGCCUUGUUUGGUCUGCAAAAACCUAACUGAUGUAGAGCUAUUGCGGAAGUACACUCUCUUGCAUUCUCUUCCGUUGGACAAGAGCCUGAAGAUUGUCAGGGACUUCCUCAUUUCUGCUACUGCAAAGGACUGUAGCCUGAUGAUCAGCUUUCGGCCAAGAGAGAAUGGAAGUACAGAUUCUGAGUAUGAUUCAGUGUUUCUUGAAUCAGUGAAGCGAACCUAUGAGUACAAGGCAUAUUUCGUUGAUCUGGAUGUGAAACCUCUGGUUAAGAUGGAACAUUAUUUUAAACUGGAUCAGAAGAUAGUCAAUUUCUACACAAGUAAUGGGGAGGUCUUGCCAUCUCCAAAGAGCAGUAAUACAAAAGACACCUCACCGAUUCAGCUCCAACAAUGA
Molecule: messenger RNA, 1359 nt
Organism: Miscanthus lutarioriparius
Lineage: Eukaryota; Viridiplantae; Streptophyta; Magnoliopsida; Poales; Poaceae
Source: the annotation of a GenBank genome assembly